Scophthalmus maximus (turbot) is the source of this 4905-nucleotide messenger RNA. RefSeq names its product pleckstrin homology domain containing, family M (with RUN domain) member 1 (gene plekhm1). The transcript has 12 exons. The coding region runs from base 268 to 3471 and encodes 1067 amino acids. The record is from RefSeq and is a predicted model, not a curated record. NCBI's taxonomy places the organism in Eukaryota, Metazoa, Chordata, Actinopteri, Pleuronectiformes, Scophthalmidae.
CAUGAUGCAUCUGUGUUCAGCGAGUGAGUCGGACGCUCGCGCCGCGUCUCGUCAAAACAAACCGAAGUCCUUUUUUUAAUUUUUGUUGUUUCUCGGGAGUUUCAACGGGAAACGAUGGAGAGCGACUGCACGGACUGACCCGUGUGCCGGAGUUGACGGAGGAUACUCGGCGUUACCUGGACCGUAGUUUGGACCUUUCUAGAUUAAAAAGUUAGCCGACGCGUUUCGUUUGCCAUGUGGGAGUGAUACGUGUCGCCAGGAGGUGCCAUGCUAGCCACACAGAUGCCACCAGAUAUGCCACCCGAGGCCAAAGAUGUCAAACAGAUCAAAGAGAAGUUGGCACGGUCGCUCAAGGCCCUGCAGAAGCGAUACGUAAUGUCGGACGCAGUGGUGACCAGCGAGGACUCCGACGCUAACCUGCUAUGCUGCGCCCUGGAGGCCGUCUUCAUCCACGGUAUCAAGAGCAAGUAUGUCCGCUCGGAGGCCGCGGGACGGAUCCGGAAGGGAGAUCGGGGACCCCUCCCUCAGCCUUUUUUCUGGAGCCUCCUCAAGACCGUCACCCACCGUGACGUGAUCACAGAGCUGGAGAAGAUCAGCUUCGUGGGCACGGACGUGGGUCGCUGCCGAGCGUGGCUGCGGCUGGCUCUCAACCACGGCCUGCUGGAGUGCUACCUGGCGUCGCUGUUUCGGGAGGACUCCAAGCUGCGGGCGCACUAUCAGCCCAACGCCCUGCUUCUGAACGCCGAGGAGCGCGACGUUCUGCUCAGCUACCUCCAGGGUCUGGCCUCACUGACAUUCAGUCUGUCCUACAAAUCGGCCGUCCUCAACGAAUGGACCACCACGCCCUUGGCUCUGGCCGGACUCUGCCCCUUAUCUCAGGUGGAUUCGCUCCACCUGUCCCUCAAUGGCGAUUCCAAGGAAUCGUGGGACACGGCGUCUCAGUCGUCGGGCUCGUCAGACGCCCUGGACAUGCAGUCGGAGGGGAGGGGCUCUGGUGCUUUGCGAGGGGGCAGGGAUGCACUCAACUCCUCUAAUCUGAGCCUGGACACCACCGGCUCCUCCCAGCUCUCCUCCAGCCUGAGCUCUGACAGCCUCCUGCAGGGGCAGGACCCCCGCAGCCCGGCAGCAGAGCAGUGGUCCUCGAGUGACCUGGACCUGUCCAAUAACAUCUGCAGCAAGAGGCCACAGAAAGAUUCACUGACUGAGUUUCAGGGGAACGGGCAGUGCAGUCAGGACUCCAUGCGUGAAGACUCCUUCGUCUCGAGCACGGGGGCGGAUCAGUUAUCGGAGACGGCCGUUUUCAGCAGCUCCGACAGCGAGCCCCAAGGUUCUGCCGCGCCGUCCCACGACCCGGAAGACCAGCCCCCGAACUCCGACGCCACAUCCUCCGGUUCUCUCCAAACGUCCCUUGAUUCCCAGUCGUCGGACGAGAACCACGUCAUCCACUCCCCCUCUGAGGUGUGCGACGACACCUCCGAUGAGUCGCAUUUGGACACGGACCAAGAGGAAGUAAAUUCGGCUGAUGUGAAGGGGAGUUGUGAGUCCGCCCAGGAUGAGAAAGAAGAAGAAAGCUCCACGAAGAGCAGCUCGGAGCCGCCGGCACUUCCAGGUCCACGUCGUUCCACCAGCAUCCUGAGCAGGAAGUUGUCCUCGGAUUCUCUGUCGCAUUCCUGUUCGUGGAUCUCCGAUGAUGACAUCUACAAGCCCCAGCUGGAGGAGGUGCCGGACCACGACGAGGUGCCUCCGCCCGCUCCCACGCCCGAGCCCAAAGUCUCCCAGUCGCCUCCCAGCGUCGUCCAUCGCAGGCAAAUCGGACUGUCCAACCCGUUUCGUGGCUUGCUGAAGCUCGGACAUCUGGAGAGACGAGGUGCAAUGGCGUUGUGGCGAGACUACUACUGCGAGCUGUCGCCCUUCGAGUUCCGCCUGUACCUCAACGCGGAGGAGCGGACCUGCUGCGACAACUGCUCCCUGCUGCGGUGCGAGGACGCUCAUGUCACCUCGUCCGAGGGCCGCUUCGAGUUGGCCUUCCCUGGUAAGCGGCUGUACCUCCGAGCGGCCAAUCGUGACGAAGCCGAGGACUGGGUGGACCGGAUCGUCGAGGCCGUCAACAAAUGCAGACCAGCACCUCGUGCUGACGAGCAGUGGGAGGUGCUGCAGCCGUGCCGUGAGAAUGGUGUUAAUGAUCGCAAGUUUUCAUCCUCGUCCUCUGCCCCCUCCAGCCCCGAGAGAGGACUUAUACCCUCUGACACGAGGACCUGCGGAGGGUUGGACACACCUCCCCCUCCACAGGAGUUCAACUGGACUCGCACCGCUGAUUUGGAAACGGACGCCAUCAAAGAAGCCAUUUUGUACUUCUCUACAGACCCUGAGGCUCGGACAUGGGUGCCCCUGAUCUUCUCCCUCUCCCUGGAGGCCUUGAAAGGCUUCCGGAUGCAAGGGGAAAGAAAGUUUCUGCAGCUGAACUAUCCCAUUGAGGAAACCCGGGACGUGGUGCCUGACGUGUCCAUGGGAGGACCGGCCUUUUUCAAACUGUUGACCGUGAGGGAUACGCUCAGACUCCGGGCAGAGGACGCAGCGGAGGCUCGGUCCUGGAGGGAUUUGAUCCGUGGAGCUCUGGACUCGUACCUGGAGAGUGGGGAGGACGGGGGCUCUGAGGAGCCAGCUCUGGUACACGCCGGGGUGACGGGGAAUCUCCACAGGCUGGUGCAGCACAGAUUAAAAGAAGAUGGCGCACUUCUGGUCCAUCUUUGCACCGUGCCCUCAGAGAAGGGUCUGGACACUCAGAGCUUCAAAUGUGCAGGGUGUCCUCAGCAGAUUGGCCCGUCCCGGGGCAGAGCCAGGCUCUGCGAGUUCUCAGGCCAGUACUACUGUGACUCCUGUCACCACGGCGACACCACCAUCAUCCCCUCACGCAUGGUGCACAACUGGGACCUCAAUCAACGAGAGGUGUCUAAGAAGGCCCUGCAGCUAAUGGCUCAGGUGGAGCAGGAGCCUUUGCUGAACCUGGAGCAACUGAACCCCGAGUUAGUGACGCACUCCAUGUCCAUGGCUCAGGCCCACAACCUGCGGCAGAGGCUGCGCCUCUUCGGCGACUAUCUCCUCACCUGCCGCAGCGGAGCCUACAAGAAACUCCAGGCCAGAAUGGAGCAGCGAACGUACUUGUUGGAGUCGAGCCAUCUGUACAGCGUCGUGGACCUACGACAGAUAGCCGAGGACGAAUACACAGUCUACCUGAUGACGCUGCUGCAGUUCGCCUCCAACCACGUGUUCCACUGUGACCUGUGCAUGCAGCGCGGCUUCAUUUGCCAGAUAUGCCACGCCAACGACACCAUCUUUCCCUUCCAGUUUGACACCACCACCAGGUGUAAAGAUUGUAAAGCCGUGUUUCACAGUGCUUGCAAGGCUCCUGGACGCCCGUGUCCUCGCUGUGAGCGAAUGAAGAAAUACCGGGAGAGGGAUCUUCAGGACUGAGGUGAAGCGCAGUCCUCCAGGAAGCUAGAAAAGAAAAUAACCGAAAAGUCAAAAACAAAAACAAAAUCUAGCUUUUACAUGAAGAAACCUUAAGUGCAAUUAUGAGCGCAACUAACCUGUCCUCCCAGCUGACCUGAAGAACCGAAGAGGGAGGCCUGAGAGCCGCGGUGCUGCAGUAGCCACAGAGUCUCUGGCGCUGAUUUUACAGCGACGUCGUUGACCCUAGUGAUGCUGACGUGAUGCAGCCAAAUGUAACUGACUCUAAUACCUCUCUGCAUUCUGAUUCCGCAUCAAUAGAAGGACCGGACAGCGGAGGAGGUUGCUGCCAAGAAUCGUAUCUGCUGCAUUUUCACUUUUUUCGUUUUGUUCGUCUUAAAGGGGCAGUAGGCGAUUUUAAUCCAAUACAAUUUUUUUGAAAACAAAAAAAAUGCUUCGGACCACACAACACUGUGUUUGCAGUUUAGCCGGGCUCUGACCAGUGCAGUUAAAGAAUCAACAACAAACAACUUUUGCCAAAAUUGCGUACUGCCCCUUUAACGUGUCAAAUACAUUCCCCAUCGUCUUUACCAGGAAUCCUCUCUCAGAUGCACAAAAAGAAGUUGCGUAUAUUUCGUACGGUCAAGUACCAUACAUGCAAAAACAAUCCAAACAGCACUUGACAUGUUCGUAUCAACACAUUUCGAUUGUGCCUUGUUUUUUAUUUUAUUUUUUAUUUAAGCUUUACACUACUUCUCUCUUGGUCUUAUUCAGGCAUCACAUAGGCUGUUUGUUAUUUUUGUGGGGGUUUUUUGCAAGUGCCAUAAGGUGACAGAACAUUACACAUCUGUCACCAAGAAGAUCUUUGUGGACUAAAGUUUCUUUAAACUCUUUAAACAGGCGUUGAUUAAGAGAUAUGAUGUGAUUUAAGAUGCAGCUCUGUAAUCCUAAAGGGUUUAGAGGGGAGAUUAAAAACAAAUAAUAAUAAUAAUAAUAUUAAUGAUGCUGCUUGUCAUGAAAUUGCUAGUGUAAAUGAAUUAUAAAAGUUAUUGCAGAUAUGUUGGUGCAAAUUAUUGAUUUCUUUUUUAAGGGGAGAGAGUAAAUCACUAUCUCCCCCUGAAUCUGAAGUCAAAACACAUUUUGCAUAUUUGCACUUCGCUAUGACUGUUAAACAGAUGUAGUUGUUAUAUCCUCUCGCACAUGAAAUGACGCCAUGACAUCUUUUUUUUUUCUUCCAUUUUUUAUCAGUUUUAUUUUGAUCUCUUGAAUAUCUGAAGUUACAUUGUAGAAGGUGAUUAGUGUUGAAGGUUUACUCAUCAAAUCAUUUUUUGAUAUAUGCAGAAUAUUUCACUUGCAAGUGGCAAACAGAAAACUGUUUGUGUUUUUUUUUCAUCGUCAUCUCAUUCAGUAUGUGUGAGGUAUAAAUGACUAUUAUAAAAUAAAUGUCUGUGUGUUUCA